Molecule: messenger RNA, 2037 nt
Organism: Thlaspi arvense
Lineage: Eukaryota; Viridiplantae; Streptophyta; Magnoliopsida; Brassicales; Brassicaceae
Source: the annotation of a GenBank genome assembly
AUGUUGGUGAAGCUCCUCACCAUCGUCUUCUUCUUCAGCCUACUCUCUCAAUUCCCAAAAUCCUUUUCCCAAAUUCUCAACUUCACUUACAAUGGCUUCCGUCCUCCACUGACUAACAUAUCCAUCCAAGGGAUCACCACCGUCACACCCAACGGUCUCUUGAUGCUAACCAACUCAACUCGUAUGAAAUCCGGUCACGCCUUCUAUACCAAACCAAUCCGGUUCAAAGAUUCUCCAAACGGCACCGUUUCUUCCUUCUCCACAACAUUUGUUUUCGCUAUUCACUCUCAGAUCCCGAUACUUAGUGGCCACGGCAUCGCCUUCGUCAUCGCUCCUAACGCAAGUCUCCCUUACGCACUGGCAAGCCAAUACAUAGGUCUCUUCAACAUCGCAAACAACGGUAAUAACACAAAUCAUGUGUUCGCAGUCGAACUGGAUACGAUCCGGAAUACAGAGUUCAAUGAUUUUGACGAUAACCAUGUCGGAAUCGAUAUCAAUAGCUUGGAAUCGGAGAAAAGCUCACCGGCUGGGUGGUGGGACAAGAAAGGCCAAUUCAAGAAUCUGACUCUGAUCAGUCGUAAGCGGAUACAGGUUUGGGUUGAUUACGAUGGGCGUACGCAUCAAAUCGAUGUAACGAUGGCUCCCUUCACAAAGGAUAAACCUAGAAAACCGCUUGUGUCUAUUGUCAGAGAUCUAUCUCCGGUUCUUUUGCAAGAUAUGUUUGUAGGUUUCUCGUCUGCGACUGGUUCUUAUGUGUCGGAACAUUUUGUUCUUGGGUGGAGUUUCCGGGUGAAGGGGGAAGCUCCGCCUUUGGCAUUAUCCAAACUUCCAAAACUUCCGAAAUGGGAGCCCAAGAAAAUCGACAUCUUUUACAAGAAUUGGAUGCCGACGGCUUCCAUAUUUUUUGUUCCCUUCUUGUUCAUUUCCUCGCUCAUCGUACUUGUGCGCUCAAUCUUGAGGAGGAGGAGAAAGUUCGCGGAGGAGCUCGAAGAUUGGGAAACAGAGUGCGGGAAGAACUGGCUGAAGUUCAAGGACUUAUACUUUGCCACCGAAGGGUUCAAGGAGAAGGAGGUUCUCGGCUCGGGAGGGUUUGGAAGCGUUUACAGAGGUGUCAUGCCCAAGACGAAGAAAGAGAUCGCCGUGAAAAGAGUCUCGAACAAAUCCCGGCAAGGGUUGAAAGAGUUCGUGUCUGAGAUCGUGAGUAUCGGUCGGAUGAGUUACCGGAACUUGGUUCCUCUUGUAGGCUAUUGCCGCCGAAAAGACGAGCUUCUUCUGGUGUAUGAUUACAUGCCCAAUGGAAGCUUAGACAAGUAUUUGUAUAAUAGUCCGGAGGAAACCCUCGACUGGAAACAGAGGAUUAAAGUCAUCAAAGGUGUGGCAUCUGCCUUAUUCUACCUCCACGAGGAAUGGGAACAAGUGGUGAUUCAUCGUGACGUCAAAGCCAGCAACGUCUUGUUAGACGCGGAGCACAAUGGGAGACUUGGUGAUUUUGGUUUAGCUCGGCUGUGCGGUCAUGGUACGGAUCCUCACACCACGCGCGUAGCUGGAACAUUUGGAUACCUAUCUCCCGAUCACAUCAGGACAGGAAAAGCCACGACCGCAACCGAUGUUUUUGCGUUCGGGGUGCUCCUACUAGAAGUAGCGUUCGGGGUGCUCCUACUAGAAGUAGCGUGCGGUAGGCGUCCUAUCCAGAUUCAGAACGAGACUGGUGUCUUGCUCAAAGAUUGGGUUUUUGAGUUAUGGAACGAGGGUAACAUCUUGGAUGCUAGGGAUCCGAAUCUUGGAACAGAGUAUGACCAAAGUGAGGUCGAAAUGGUUUUGAAGCUAGGUUUGCUGUGUUCUCACUCCAACCCUCAUGUUAGACCAACUAUGAGACAAGUGCUACAUUUUCUCAGGGGAGAUACAGUGCUACCAGAUUUGUCGCCAUUGGACUUUUGUGAGUUAGGCCUGUCAAGAAUCAACCACGGACUUAGUGAGUUAGGCAUGUCUACCAAUGGAUCUUCGAUUGUUGAUUCUAUAGUCUCCGGCGGGAGGUGA